This is a messenger RNA of Ambispora gerdemannii, 246 nucleotides long. The record is from the annotation of a GenBank genome assembly. Lineage: Eukaryota; Fungi; Glomeromycota; Glomeromycetes; Archaeosporales; Ambisporaceae.
AUGGGAAAACCACUGCCACGUAAAAAAAGGAAUCGAAAUGGAAAAUCACCGCCACGUAAAAAAAUGGGGAAAUCAUCACCAUACAAAAAAGUAGCAGCAAAUGAUGAUGACGAAGAUGAUGACGAAAAUGAUGAAGAUGGUGAAGAUGAUGAUGGUGAGGAAGGUGACGAUGGUGAGGAAGAUGAUGAUGGUGAAGAAGAUGACGAUGGUGAGGAAGGUGACGAUGGUGAGGAAGAUGACAUGAUG